UCGAAACCGGAAGUCCUAUCACACCGUUCCUCAGCAGCUUGACUAAUGGCCCUCUGACUGCAGUUGCCAGCUAACCUUGCGGAUCAGUCCUUGACGAGGCCAGGAGUUGUCCGUGUGCAACGAUAGGUACAGUACCUUUAGUGCUGGGUCUGGAUUUCUGAUGUGUCUAGCCCUACUUGAGGCUGACCUGUGGCCACAUUGAUGACCUAUUAACUUUGGUUGCUGCUAGGACGUCUCUCUGUGCAGAUGCCCGACGCUGGUCCAUGGGUGUGAGCCGUCUAGAUGUAUUUUAUAGAAGGCUGCUCCUCACCAAACUCUUCAUUGGAGGAUGGGGUAAGCCUGAAGACCUCAAAAGAAUCUUUGAGUUCCGUAAGAUUAUUGGAGACAGAGAGAAGUGCAAGUCUCUUGUGCCUGAGGACUAUCCAGUCUACAUUAGCAAGACAGAGGAGCACUCAGACUGUCAUAUCCAUGAUGGGUUCUUCAUCUCUCCUCUGGAGCACUGGGUUCCUGGAAUUCUGCCACCAGAGGCUGUCAAAGCCAGUUUUCAGUUUAUAGUUCCUAAGAGAUGGCAGAAGAACAGACCAGUAUGUAUCCAGUUGGCUGGGACUGGAGAUCAUUUUUUCUGGCGUCGGCGGACCCUGAUGGCGAGGCCCAUGAUCAAAGAGGCAGGAAUGGCUUCAUUGCUUCUGGAGAACCCAUAUUAUGGCUCUCGUAAACCUAAGGACCAACUGUGGUCCAGUCUAAAGAAUGUUUCAGACCUGUUUGUCAUGGGAGGGGCAUUGAUCCUGGAGUCAACAGUGCUUCUCCAUUGGCUGGAGAGAAGAGGAUACUGGCCACUGGGAAUGACUGGCAUCUCUAUGGGAGGAUAUAUGGCAUCCCUGGCAGUGACUAACUGGCCGAAGCCCAUCCCUCUGAUUCCCUGUUUGUCUUGGUCCACUGCCUCAAGUGUCUUUACCACGGGUGUAUUGAGUAAAGCAGUAAACUGGACAGAGCUGGAGAAGCAGUAUGCCAUUAACUCAGUGUAUGAAGAGGAGAUCAUUCACCUGUUGGAGUACUGUGGGGCUGAUUCCUUAAGGAUGGGUACAGAACUUCUGAAGAACGCGGACACUAUAGAGCAGCUUCUGGGUCUGUCUAGAGGUGAAAGAGCGUCAGUGGGCCAGUACUCCAAAACUGGAUGGGAAGUUGAGGUUGAACAAGGCCCGUUGAUUGGUGGAGGCCAAGAAGGGAGCAAAGUUGGAGACAAAGACCAUCUGUUAUCAUCAGUGAACAGCAGUGGAAAAAGUUUCAUUGCAAGAAGUCUACAUGCAAAGAGCACACUUCAUGGGAAGAAGAUGGAUUCAGCCAAAUGCUGUCGGCCAUCUUUGCAUAAAGAAUCGAUAAGCUUUAUGAAGGGAGUUAUGGAUGAAUGUACACACAUGGCCAACUUCUCUGUCCCUGUAGACACCAGUCUCAUCAUCGUAGUCCAGGCCAAAGAGGAUGCCUACAUCCCUCGUACAGGGGUCGUCAGUCUGCAGGAUAUCUGGCCUGGAUGUGAAGUCCGAUAUCUGAAUGGCGGACACAUCAGUGCAUACCUGUUUAAACAGAACGUCUUCAGACAGGCGAUAUAUGAUGCAUUCAACAGAUUCUGUCUGAAGUAUCCCAACUAGCCAUGGCCAGCAGAAGUUCUUUCCACCUUGUAACAACACCAGGAUCAGCAUUUCCACAGAGGCUUUCUUUCUGCUGAGAGGAUAUGUGCCUGAGCUUUACAGUUCAUUACACAAAGCUAAGGUUACAUUAGCUCAGUCACUUUCAAAUUCUUUUCAUUUCCUGUGUCUGCAGAGGGAGUGGUUUGUGCCUUGUUGCCUCUAAACCAAGCUUAGUGAAUGAAACUGUGGCAGUAUGAAACAGUGUUGUAGAAAGUGCCUGAAUGUGGAUGUCUAAGGGACAUUCACUUUUUGAUGAUGGACAAUAAACCCUAUGGUUUUCACUGGCUCACUGGUCCAAACCAGUGGACUGCACGUGUCUGUCCUCAUGUGGGCUGUGUCAUGGAUAUUUCACCUGGAGAAAGUGAGAAAAACACACAUAACAGUCCCUUUAAUAUUGCAAAUUUCAACACAUUGUUGUGCACUAAAUACAGAUCAUUGAUUAAUAUAGUUUAUAAUAAAUACAAACUGUCAAUAAAAUACUGAUGAAAAUUUAGAAGAGAAACUACACUCAUUUUGGGAAUUACAUCAAAGAGUUUGAAAAGAGUCAGUGCUCAGUGCAAACCAUCCUUAUUGUCUAUUAUCAUAUACUAUUUUAAAUGAUUCACAUUGACGAACAUAUGAGGUGCUUACAUUUACAACAAUAAGACUGUUUUUCUUACAGUUGUGUUUGGUGUUUUUACUGCAGUUACAUUUCAGUUUAUGUACUUUCAUCAAUUACCUCUCCAUGAUGGCCAGUGUCCGAACGUCCUUCCAUCCAGUAUGUCUGUCCAAUUGUUGUGAAUACAAUAUUUCAAGAACAGUGUGAGAGGGAGAGGUAUUCUUUGAAUCCUUUUGAGACAGACUGUUUCUCAUAUGUCCUGGUAAUAAAUAACUCCAAGGUUCCUCACAAUAGUGUUGGGAGCCAAGAUAAUGCCAUUCAAAGUGACUAUCUGGUCAGACAAUGUUACUCUAUGUUUAGAGCAGAUUACAAUGACUUCAGUUUUUUAUGGAUAUGAAGAAAAAGUUAUGUCUCACUCAGAACUUAAAGGGAUAGUGACUCA
Molecule: messenger RNA, 2725 nt
Organism: Paralichthys olivaceus (Japanese flounder)
Lineage: Eukaryota; Metazoa; Chordata; Actinopteri; Pleuronectiformes; Paralichthyidae
Source: RefSeq, a predicted model, not a curated record